CAUGCUAAUUGCAUAUCUAUUGAAAUCAUUUCAACUGAUCUUGACCAUAUUACUCAUAGAACUGCCACAAAUCGCCGACUUCGACGAGCAUGGAUCUACACAAACUUUCAUACAACACCAAGUCUUUUCAAUGAUAAACCAUCAAAAUGGAAGCAGUGCGAAUGCGAAGAACUGCCAGAUGAACAAGGUUAUCACGUACGCUGUCGACGCCAGCCAUGGCUCACGAUACCAACAAUAUUACUCGACGAACAAACAGCCAAUAUUUCCAAAAAAGUCAGAAAAGCGAAAAUGAUCGCACUUUCAAUCAUAGAAAGCAGUCUGGUGCUUUUAUCUCAGGAUGUAUUUAAAUGGCAAAAUCUACAAUUGCUUGAUUUCACGCACAACAACAUUGAAAUCAUAAAUGUGAACGCUUUUCGAGGCCUUGAAAAUAUGCUUUAUCAAUUAAUACUUAACCAUAAUAGCUUAUCAGCGAUACCAGUAUGGUCACUGACAUAUCUUUAUCAGCUUCGUUACCUUUAUCUGCAAAAUAAUAUGAUCGUCGAUCUGAAGUCUGACAUGUUCAAUGAAACAUAUCUGAAUAACCUUCAAUAUAUGCACCUCGAUUAUAACAAGAUAACAAUAUUACCAACUCGAUCACUAGCCAGAUUACCUCUAGAAGUAUUCACCAUCUCGAAUAAUCGAAUCAGUGAGAUCGAGAAAUUGGCACUAUCUCCCACAAUAUGGUUUCUUGAUUUGAAAAACAAUGUCUUGCAACAAAUUCCUUACUUAGCGGUACGUGAAUUGAAGUCAUUGCGCAUGUUCGACCUUGAAGGAAACAAUAUCACAGAAGUUAAACCGAACUCUGAAGUGGAAUUUACCACUGAUAUGGAUCUCAUUCUAAGUAACAACAGAAUCAGAAUCCUUGGCGAAAAUUCUUUCAAUAGCUUUCAAAAAUUCAAUAAACUCGAUUUAAGUUACAACCAAAUUUCGACAAUUGCUACGAGUGCAUUCAGUUCUAUAAGUCAAAUGCGACAAAUCGAUCUUAGUUAUAACAAAAUCGUUCAUAUGGCAGCUGGAACAUUAAAUAAUGUUGCCAAAUCUCUUCGUCGGUUAAAUCUCGAAGAAAACCAAUUUCAUACGCUUCCUAUAGCAUUGCAAGCAUUACGAUCAUUGGAAUAUCUCAAUAUGAACGGCAAUAAACUCACCAAGCUAGAUAACAGAACCAUUAAUAACCUGAAACCAGCAAUAAGUGAACUUUUACUGGCCUAUAACCGAUUUAUAGAAAUCCCAAGUGAAGCCUUAGAUGGAAUGAGUAAACUACAACACUUGGACUUAUCAAAAAAUCGCAUAAAGAAUAUCAACAGACUAGCUUUUGGGCGAUUUGAUGGAAGAGGUACGAGCCUUAUCAGGCUAAACUUGGCUGGAAAUCACAUCGAGAAGAUUGAAGACCCCGGCGCAUUUCUUUAUAUGAGUUCACUUGUAUAUCUGGAUCUCUCCUACAAUCGUAUUGUUAAGAUAAGUGAAAACGCAUUUGAACGACUUGAAGGACUCGAAUCAUUAUUUUUACAGAACAACCUUCUCCACUCAUAUCCAAAACGAGCAUUAUCACAUCUUCGACGACUACGUUAUCUCCUACUUGAUAAUAAUCCAAUCAGUUCAUUGCCUGAUUCAGUAUUUCAAGACAAUGAUCAGCUCGAACGAACAAGUUUUAGUCGAACAUUACUUUAUUCGAUAAGUGACCGAACAUUUCCUGCGCCAUCAGUUCCUAAUCUUAAAUCACUUAAUUUUGCCUCAUGCCGUAUUCACCAUAUAGCAUCUCGAGCAUUUUAUGAUAUUCCUAAUCUACAACAAUUAUUACUCAACGAUAAUCAACUAACAACAAUCAAUUCUUGGGCAUUCUCAUCACUAAAAAAUCUUCAACAACUGAAUUUGGCUAGAAAUCAUAUAAAUAUUACAAUGGAAUAUUCCAUAAGUGAUAUGCCUUCACUCGAAUUUCUAUCCCUUUCGCAUAAUCGAAUUCAAUAUCUACCAAAAUCAUUGCUGGUUGGUGUUAAUAAUCUGGAACAUCUCGAUAUAAGCCAUAAUCGACUUAAAAUAUUCAAUUUAAAUUUUAUGGAACAAAAAUUGGCUCGAAUCAAGACUCUUGACUUAUCGCAUAACAAUAUUGUCACAUUUGAUUUAAACGCCAUUAAACAAUCCUUGGUUAAUCUGAACUUAGCCUAUAAUAAUCUACAAUCAAUUGGCAACAAUAUGAUAAAUGAUUUUAAUCAACUUCAAAAUCUUGACCUUAGCAAUAACGAAAUCAUGGAAAUACAAAGCAAUUCAUUUACGGCAUGUCCAAAACUCACAAAACUUAUUAUUACUUACAAUCAUCUUCGAAUAUUGCGAAAAGGAACAUUCGCACAUCAGGAAUUCUAUUCGAUGCUUAAUCUUGCACAUAAUGCUAUUGCCGAGCUCGAUUAUAACACAUUUGGUGACAAUAACGUUCAAUAUCUCGAUCUGUCAAAUAAUGAGUUGAAAUCGAUACCACGACAUGCACUCAAAUCAAUUCAAAGCAGUAUUAGCACAUUAGUUUUGAAGAGAAAUCGAAUAAGAUCACUUGAUUUGAACGAUUUUAGCGGUAUGAAUAAUCUUAGUGAACUUAUUCUAUCAGAUAAUCACAUAGAAAGUAUUGAAGAAGCAGCUUUUGCAUCAAUGCCUAAACUAAGAAAAUUGGAUCUCAGCCACAAUCCUGAACUCAGCCACUCAAUAGAAAUACUGAACUUGGCGGAUACGGGACUUUUCUCGGUGCCUAAAAUAACAAAUCGUGGACUUCGCAAUCUUAAUAUUAGCUUGAAUAAAAUCAAUGAACUAAGCGUGAAGGAAGUAUCCGAUCAUAAAAAGCUGGCUAUUCUUGAUUUAUCGCAUAAUAACCUUAAAAAUUUAGACGUUCAGUUAUUUAAUCGACUUUCUGAAAUCAAAUGUCUUAACAUAAGCUGGAAUCGUGUCGAAGAAAUUACCGAAAAACAUUUCGAAAACCUUUAUUACAUCGAAACCUUGACAAUAACUAAUAUGUUAGUACUUCACACACUUCCUCAACCGCAAGCUUUCCAACAUUUACGCCAUCUUCGUAAUUUGCAUUUGCACGAUUUACCAAUUAUCAAAUUCUACAAUGUAUCCAAAAUUCUUCAUUAUUUACCACCUUUACGAGAAUUAGCAAUCGAGAUAAAAGAAUCAAGUUUAAAUAAUCAGUUGAAAGAUAUCGACUUACGUCUGCUGAGGAAAAUUACUAUAACAGGAAAACAAUUGCGAAAGAUUGAAACAGGAGCGUUUAUUCGAUUACGUGGCUAUAAAAUCGAACUAAUUGUCCGCGAUACCUCUAUUAGAGAAUUCCCUCCAGCUAUAUUUAACACCUUAACUGGUGUUAGUUUCCUGUCGUUAUCAUUAAUAAACAAUUUACUGGAGACAUUUCAGCCUUUUUCUUACACGAAACCUCCCGUCCUUAACCAGCAUGGCACUAUACUACAUGAUCUUCAGUUGAUGGGAAAUCCUAUUGUCUGUGAUUGUCGCCUCAAAUGGUUAAAUCAGUGGUUAGAAUAUCAUCAAGGAAUACAACAGCACCUAACGAUAUCGAAGAAUGGUAUAAAAUGUAUCAACACUAAUAAUCAGUUAUCAAAUACUGCAUUUAAAACAGUUUUGUUAAAUUAUUCGCAAACAAGUUUAAAAUAUUGUUUUAAAACCGAUAAUAAUCAAGCGGACCAUCGUUUCCACGGCUUCAAUUUAUAUUUUAUAAUUUUAACAAUUGUCACCGGUAGAUUUUAA
Molecule: messenger RNA, 3780 nt
Organism: Dracunculus medinensis (Guinea worm)
Lineage: Eukaryota; Metazoa; Nematoda; Chromadorea; Rhabditida; Dracunculidae
Source: the annotation of a GenBank genome assembly